Gossypium arboreum is the source of this 3240-nucleotide messenger RNA. RefSeq names its product pentatricopeptide repeat-containing protein At1g13040, mitochondrial-like. Gene Ontology annotation, molecular function: protein binding. NCBI's taxonomy places the organism in Eukaryota, Viridiplantae, Streptophyta, Magnoliopsida, Malvales, Malvaceae. The record is from RefSeq and is a predicted model, not a curated record.
UCCUAAUUUAUAAUUUUGAUUUUAUGAUGAAGAUCUAUUUAAGGAUUAAAUUGGUAGAAUUUGUAAACAUAAAAGGUUAACUUUGUUGAAUUUGUUAAAAUUAGGACUACAUUGAUAGAAUGUGCAAAUAUUAAGGAGCAAAUAUGUUAUUAACUUAUGCGUUCUGAUAAUUUACUAACAGUGAUCUUAUACCGUUUGGGCCACCGGUGAUGGACGUCCAUUCCUCCUACGAAUCUCCGCCGUAGCCGAAAUAACCAUAAACACCACCAUUUCCUUCCUACCUUCACUAUCUCCGUUCCUGUUUUUCCAAAUUCUUCUCCCACAUCGAUUCUGGUCGGGUCCCAAUCCCUUAAAAAUCAUUUGAUAUGCAUUUGUCUGUGAUAUGUAUCACGCUCUAGGCACGCCACGUCUACUAUACCGUGCUCAAAUCUCUAGACUUGUUAAAGCCGGCCUCAUCAACCAAGCCAUCAAACUGUUCGACAAAAUGACGCAAUCAGACUGCCGCGUUUUUGGCGUCGACUAUAACCGCUUUAUUGGCGUACUUCUUUGCAGUUCUCGUUUCGACUUAGCCGAACGCUACUACUUCCAGAUGUUCCCUCAGGGUUUCUUUCUCACUCCCUUCACUUACUCUCGCUUUAUCUCCGCUUUAUGCUCUGUCAAAAACUUUAAUCUUAUCCAGCUUCUUUUAGACGACAUGGAUAAAUUGAAUUAUGUUCCUGAUAUUUGGGCUUUUAACAUUCAUUUGAAUCUUUUGUGUAGAGAUAAAAUGAUAGAUUUAGCUUUAGAGGUUUUCCAUAGCAUUGUUAAGAAAGGGAGAGACCCAGAUGUCGUAACGUAUGCUAUAAUGCGGAAGUUUAAUAGUGCUGUUGGGCUUUGGAAGGAAAUGGUAGGGAAAGGUUUAAGUCCCGAUAAUAAAGCGUGUUGUGCGCUUGUUGUUGGCUUGUGUGAGGUUGGGAAGGUUGAUUUGGCGUAUGAGCUUGUUGUUGAGGUCAUUAAGGGUGGAAAUGUUGAGUUUAGCACGUUGAUCUAUAAUGCGUUGGUUAGUGGGUUUUGUAGAAUUGGUAGAAUUGAUAAGGCACAGGCCAUAAAGUUGUUUAUGACGGAAAAUGAGUGUGAGCCAGAUUUGGUUACAUAUAAUGUGUUGUUGAAUUAUUUUUGUAAUGAGCUUAUGUUGCAGGAGGCUGACAAGUUGUUUAAAAAGAUGGAGAGGAGUGGGAUCAGACGUGAUGUCUAUAGUUAUAACCAGAUGAUUAAGGGGCUUUGUAAUACUAAUAAGCCAGAUAAAGCAUAUUUGUUGAUGGUGAACAAGAUGGAGGCGGAUGGGUCGGUUGAUGCUGUUUCUUAUAAUACCGUCAUCAAAGCAUUUUGCAAGGAUAGUCAUAUUGGAAAGGCUUACAAUCUGUUUGAGGAUAUGGAUAGGAAGGGGAUUGCACCAGAUGUGGUGACAUUCACAACUCUUAUAAAAAAUUUUCUUAACAAAGGUAGUUCUGGUAUAGCAAAAACACUUCUUGAUCGGAUGUCAGGGAAGGGUCUGUUGCCGGAUUGUAUUUUCUAUACUACAAUUAUUGACCACCUAUGCAAAAGAGGGAAAGUUGAAACGGCUUGUAGUGUUUUUAAUGAUAUGAUAAUACAGGGAGUUGGCCCUGAUGUGAUUUCAUACAAUGCCCUCAUAAACGGAUUUUGCAAGUCCAAGAGAGUAACUGAAGCCAUACAUCUAUAUGAAGAAAUGCAGAGUAAAGGAUUCUCUCCAGAUGAGACGACUUUCAAAUUGAUAAUUGGCGGGCUCAUAUGUGAAAAGAAGCUCUCUGAGGCUUGCCAAGUAUGGGAGCAGAUGAUGGAGAAGGGUUUUACUCUUGAUAGAGCUGUUUCUGAAACACUGAUCAAUGCUAUCCAUUCAAUAGACUAUGCAUGAACAUGGGGAAUUAAUAGGUAUUGGUGUUGAAUAGCCAUAUGGAUGGAUUUUUUUGGUCAAGGCUUCUGUUUGUCUAUUCUUGCCUCUAUUUUCCCUUCCCACAGACUCAGCAAAUAUAAAUCUCAGGUUUGAGCUGUUUUCUUUCUUGAAUAUACACAGAUGAAUUGUGUACUAGCAGGCAAUUUUUUACGUGUAAAAGGAUAGCUGUUAGGAAAUAGGGUAUGCAGACUACCAAUGGGGAAGGCCCCAAUAUUUGAAAGAUCAUCAGUAAUUUAUAGUGUAAGAGCAUGUUGUAGCAUCAAUAUGAGUGUAGGCUUUGGCCUUGGUACAAAUUUCUGUUUGAUACUCUCUUCUAUGGGCUCAUGUAACCAGCCAAUAUCUUUCUGUGUGCGUGUGUAUUACCAUUGAAAAAUGUGUUAUGCUAGCCUUGAAAUUGGACUGAAUGCUUCCAAAAGCUUUUAGCUCAAAAUUAUAUGUUACAUCUCUCUGAAGUUGAUAAAUACUUUCUCUAUAUGAUUCAAAUAACUAUAUCACAUAUCUAUGUUCCUCCUGGCCUUUUUUUCCCACUUGGCUUCAGUUGGAAUCCAUGUCUUGCUCUGGUGGUUCUACAUAUUAACCAUUUGCUGUUUUCUUUCGAGGAUAUGGAUAAGUGGAGCAGGCUUAGUGUUUUAUGGAAAAAUCAAAUAUUAUAUCUGUAACUGCACCUGGAGUAAAACGAGUUAUCAAGAGUUGAUCAUGAUCAAAUGAGUCCGGGAUUUAAGACGUUCUCCCCGUAGUUGAAGAGAGAACUAAAUUGUCAAACUUUACAAGACACGACAAUAUAACCUGAUUGUUUUUAUCAUCCUGUCAGUUCCGGCAUGUCCACUGGGCCUUGGUCUGUUUUCAGAUACAUCAAGGAUUUGCCAGUUUGCAAUUGAAAUGAGAGCCUACAUAUUCAGAUAAGGUCUCCAAAAGGAAUGAACUUAGAUAUUUCAGUCAGGUGAUGUUUGACAGUCCACAAGUUAAAGAAAGCUCUGAUCUUGUCAAAUUCAUAGAUCAAAAUUGCAUCUUCAAUGUGCUAAACAUGUCGUAAAGGUUGUUAACUUGUAACAUUUACCAAUUGUUUUGAGCCACUUGAGAGAAUCUUUCAAGUUUUAGCACCAACAGCAGAUAAUGACACCAUAUCAUAAAAAACAGCAAUGUACGAGUGAGCUUAGGAAAACCUUUUUUUUUUUUGCUAGAAAUCUGUUUCUACCAUCUAAAUUUGUACACUCUGCAUCCUUAAUAAUGAGUCCGAUGUAGAAUUAUUAAGAAUUUAUGAAUAGAUGAAGGCUUUACUUUUGAAUUAA